This is a messenger RNA of Ceratina calcarata, 1641 nucleotides long. RefSeq names its product A-kinase anchor protein 14. Gene Ontology annotation, cellular component: cAMP-dependent protein kinase complex. Lineage: Eukaryota; Metazoa; Arthropoda; Insecta; Hymenoptera; Apidae. Gene Ontology annotation, molecular function: protein kinase A regulatory subunit binding. The record is from RefSeq and is a predicted model, not a curated record. The transcript has 3 exons. Bases 17 to 688 code for a protein of 223 amino acids.
UCCACUUCCCGCAAACAUGAUCUUGGGAAAGCAACGUUCGAUAUACAAUAUCCGACCGGAAGUCGAGGAACACGAGUACCGAUCUUAUCGCAGCUCAUCGGAUUUUAUCAGAAAAUUCAUUGAACUGGCAAUUAUAAACGCACUUAAGAUAAUCGAUAAUCUGGGUGAGCUUGUCUCGGACGAGGAAACGGGCAUUAGUAAACGAAAAUUAGGCGUGUAUGGUAAUUGGUGGGCGACGUGUGACUCUUUUAACGCACGCAACGGCUUGAAAAGUGUGGUCAGAGAAAUGCAAUCAUGGAACGCGAUACCAGUAAUACUUCAUAUUCUCUUGAACGAUUACACGUCGGCAUCUUGGGAAUAUUUUUACACAGCUUUCCUACAGGCUUUGAAGGACUGGAUGUUCCAUGUAAACUUCAUUGGCCUUCAAUAUAAAAGCAAUGUCGAGAUUUAUACGUAUCAAGUAAUUUGGAGUGUACCCACUCCGGCCUACCCAGAACCCCAAGUUACGGCCAACGUAUAUUUUUACGUUGUAGCGAGCCGCGUUUAUCCACCGCUCUAUCCCGUUGAUGUCACGUACAUCUUCGAAGGGCAUCAACUUGCCCACACGUUGAACAUGAUAUUCAGACCCAAAUGGCUUUACGAUAUCUUCGAUAUGAAGACGAUGAUGUGCAAGACUUUUGAUUUUUAAUAAGUCCUUUACCAUAGCUAUUUAAUAAAGAAAGCUAGCACGCGUCGUUCCGAUUACACAAAGCGUUUCGGUAAAAGUAAACAGUAACGAGGCAUAUGCAAAGUGUCGUAAAGGGUGUCGUGUUCGCGCCUGCUGCGCGCUGGUUCACUGCCAGACGUGUAUUUACUUCAAUUGGUCAAGCAGCAGGUGACAACUGCAAAGAAACGGCUGCUAGUUUCACUUUCGCUCGUAAUCAUUAACUCGGUCCCAUUUAAAUGUUUCUAAAUCCCAUAAAUAAAUUAUAAUACAAAUCCCUUAGCUAGUAUAUUUUCAAUAUUCUGAAUAGUUUCACGCAUUACAUUUAAAAAAUGAGGCCAGAGCCUCCCGCGUGGUGCACUUGUUCGAAAUCUAUUUAAAUGUACCACCGACCGCACCGAGGAGGUGUAAACCGUGCGUUGGUCUUUCAAACGGUUUUUUUCCCUGUUCGGUUUCGGCGAUACACCGCGAUGAAGACAAUCUGAAAACCUGAGUGGGAUUUCAUCUCAUUCUGGUGCACAUGGUGGUCGGGUGACACCGGGAGGUCUUCUCGGCAGGAGCCUUCGAGUAUCGACAACCACGUGUCGAGCAUAUCUACUUUUACUCGCGUACGCCUUUUUUUCAAAAUUUGCCAACAAUAUUUUUACACAUGUUUCUAUUAUAAAAACUACGGUUCAUUAAUUUUCAAUGAUGUAUUCAUUAUGAACGAGGUUUGUACGAGUAGUCUUUUUCUAAUGGAAUGCGGAUUAUUCCCGUUGUGAGGGUUCUAGUUUCUUUGACCUGUUACAGAUUUUUUGGCUCGCCAGACGCAAGUAGAAAUCGCCGCAUCAAGUGCAGGCUUUUUACAGUUCGUUUAUCUUCGCAUUUACAAAUUCGUUAAAACCACUGUCCACGGUUAAAUAAUAAUUAUAAUGUAUCGCAAUGCCGAAAUAAAAGAA